Messenger RNA from Oncorhynchus gorbuscha (pink salmon), 6822 nucleotides. Its product is annotated as homeobox protein aristaless-like 4. The coding region runs from base 348 to 1457 and encodes 369 amino acids. Gene Ontology annotation, biological process: regulation of transcription by RNA polymerase II. NCBI's taxonomy places the organism in Eukaryota, Metazoa, Chordata, Actinopteri, Salmoniformes, Salmonidae. Gene Ontology annotation, molecular function: DNA-binding transcription activator activity, RNA polymerase II-specific; RNA polymerase II transcription regulatory region sequence-specific DNA binding. The transcript is spliced from 4 exons. The record is from RefSeq and is a predicted model, not a curated record.
UCAGGAGAUGUCUUGACUUAAAGUCCACACAGCUCUCGGUAGUGUAUAUCGGGGAGAUCUGGGUUGCAUCUUCUGAAGAAAGACGCAUUUUUGUUACUCCUCUAAACCUUAAGGGGAGUUUUUAGCUUUUGGUCAGCGAGUGGUUCCUGGAAAACAUCUGAAUCGUUUUAUAACCAAACACAGCUGCCGUGCCAGUGUAUGUGUGUGUGCGUGACAGUGUGUAUGCGUGUGUUCAUCCGUAUGUGGAAGAGGGAGAGAGAGUGAGGGUAUCUGUUUGCUUCCCUUUCCAAAACGGAAAGAAAGAAAAAAGUUUGGUCGUCUUUUUCUCCCAGUAACUUUUUUUAGGCAUGAACGCCGAGACGUGCGUCUCAUACUGCGAUAUGACAUCCAUGGAUUCAUAUUAUAGCCCCUCUGCACCGCAAGGUAGGGAUCAUCAGACGAACCCGUUUAGGACAUUCCAAGUAAGUGACAACAAAUACAGCCCCACUUUCCUGCCAAACAAAGGUCAGGCUUACGGAGAAAAGUCUCGGAGCCCAUUCCAACAGGAGUGUCAGUCAUUGGAUGUCACCACUGGGGAAGGCACCUUUAACAAAUACCACCUCUUCAUGCAGAGGUCUUCUUGCAAAACCCCCCCCGAAGGAGGCAAACUGCACCAAGAAAGCGGACACAACGGAGCGCUCAUUCCCUGCUAUGGUAAAGACAGCUCAGGACUGACAGACUCUGACCUGACCCCGAACUCUGACCCCUCUGGGAUGGACGGCAGCUACCUGAGUGUGAAGGAUCAAGGCGUGAAGGGCCCCUCGGACCGACCAGGCUCGGACAUGGCCGGCCCCAUGGACAAGGGAGAGGGUGAGAGCAACAAGGGCAAGAAGAGGCGUAACCGCACCACCUUCACCAGCUACCAACUGGAGGAGCUGGAGAAGGUCUUCCAGAAGACCCACUACCCAGAUGUGUACGCCCGCGAGCAGCUGGCCCUCCGGACUGACCUGACUGAGGCCCGGGUACAGGUGUGGUUCCAGAAUCGCCGAGCCAAAUGGAGGAAGAGGGAGCGCUUUGGUCAGAUGCAGCAGGUCAGGACACACUUCUCCACGGCAUACGAGCUGCCUCUUCUAGCCAGACCUGAGAACUAUGCACAGAUACAGAACCCAUCAUGGAUUGGUGGCGGCAGUGGAGCGUCUCCUGUACCAGGCUGUGUAGUGCCCUGUGACUCAGUCACAUCCUGUAUGACCCCUCACCCUCACUCCGGCAGCGGCGUAUCUGAUUUCCUGGGCGUCCCGAACCCUGGGGGUCACAUGGGACAGACACACAUGGGCAGCCUGUUUGGGGGUCCUGGCAUGGGGUCAGGGAUCAACGGGUACGAUCUGAACAGCAUGGACCCAGACCGCAAGUCCUCCAGCAUCGCCGCCUUGCGUAUGAAGGCCAAGGAGCACAGUGCAGCCAUCUCCUGGGCAACAUGAUGCCUCAACAGCAGCAGGACAGGGGCCUCUGGGAACCCCAUCACGUCCAAACCAAGCCAAAGCAGAGAGGGGGGCCAGUCUGUGCUACUAUAACAGAAAUAUUGAUAAUCUAAUAUAAUAAGGAUGAUAAAAGCCAUAAAAGCCAUAGCAAAUUGCUGAAGAGAAGAGAAAAGAGACUAACAAAUCUGGACAGUGAACUUCUUUACUUUGUGUCUCUGAUGGGAGAGACCAGUGGACAUCAGAGAUGAACAACAGUCAGUCAGGUAGUCAAAGCUUGAGGUAAGAAGCAGGAAAUGAAGAAUCAGACCUAUCCUUGAAGAGACAAAUGAAUUGGUUGCUUGUUGGAAACAAUGUGCUGGUUAUACAGUAGCUAUAAACUAUAACACAACAAAAAUAACAAAAAAAGCUGAAUAGAUUUGAACCAAUCCCGGCACUUAUUCAGUUAAUACAGGUAAUGCUGUUUGUACAGAUAUUGAGAUGCGUCUGCUAACACACCUGCUAGUGAGAGUCAACAGCUUUUUCUGUUCAGGUGUUAUCAUACUUUCUUGUUUUCCGGUAUUUAAAUGUUAAGUGUGUAUUUCUUUAUUCAUUUUGAUCCUGGUUUUGUCACAGAAUCCCUUGUCCCUUUCUGUCAGACGGUGUGCGAAUGCAACUAACCACAUAAACUGCAAACUGAUAUUCACAUAUUUACAUACAUUCGGCCUGAUUUGGGUCUGCGUGUACAUUUGGGUUUCCUAAGGUCGUUUUGGUCAGCUUCACUUCAAGGAGAGGGGUGUAGGUAACGGUCAAGCCCAAAGCCGAUCCAUCUCUGUCAGACUAACUGAAGGAAUGCUGAUAAAAUCAGUCAUAUUCUUCAGUUUGGGAAAGAGGUCAACCAUUUCAAAGGUAGCUUACUGUUUCUGGUAUGCAUGGUCAGCACUAGCAUACUUUAGGUUGGUGCUGCCUUCCAACACUUAAAUGUCAGAUAUCAAUCCAGGUUUGUUUAAGUGCGGGCAGACAGAGAGCCCUACUUGCACCGCUGAUGGACCGUCACUGAGCCAGAGAGGGACGGGGACGAGGAAGUGGUGUGUGUGAGUAUGAGAGAGAGGCACAGCAGGCCUGCUGGGGCCUACAGGUCUGAGAGCACCAGACAGGCUCAGCUCUGUUUGCAGGAGGAGAUUCAAAGUGGACAUGCCAUUUCCUCCCUUGGCAUUUCCUCACCUCACAUUUCCACCUAGGGAGUUACAGGAAAAGUGCCCUCCAGUCCCAUUGCCAGAAAUAACACCCAGCGGCAGCCUUGAACAGCAGAGAGGCAGUGUAGAUUAUACAGAUUAUGCAGUUUUUGUAGAUUAUACAGUUGUUGAGGGGGAUAAUAAAAUGCUGACUAACGCCAUCAAUGUUGACCACUGUCUCUUUUCAUGCAAAGCCUCACCCCCCCAGGCAACAACCGGAUCCCCUGUCCCUUCACCUCAGUGUGGACAUGGAACAAUGCGGGGGGCAAACUGGCAUCCGUGCUUUCGAUGGCUCCAUGUCACGAUUUGCGGAGGUGACAGAAAUACUAGACGUGUUCCAUCAUCUUAUGCAUUAUGGGCUUUCUGUUUGCCCAAGGUUCCCAUUUGGAUCAAGUCAAAACAAAAGGUCUCAUAGAUUUGAAGCCAAAUAUGAUACCCCAUGCACCUUGAGCAGAGAAUCCAUCUCUAAUUCCCUAACACAAGCCUCAUUAUUUCCCCUUUCACUUGGUAGCUCUGCUAGGAUAUCGUGUUAUGUACGAUCCAGGAUGAACUGUCAGCAUCUACACUAGGUAGCUCUGCUAGGAUAUAGUGUUAUGUACGAUCCAGGAUGAACUGUCAGCAUCUACACUAGGUAGCUCUGCUAGGAUAUAGUGUUAUGUACGAUCCAGGAUGAACUGCCAGCAUCUACACUAGGUAGCUCUGCUAGGAUAUAGUGUUAUGUACGAUCCAGGAUGAACUGUCAGCAUCUACACGAGGUAGCUCUGCUAGGAUAUAGUGUUAUGUACGAUCCAGGAUGAACUGUCAGCAUCUACACGAGGUAGCUCUGCUAGGAUAUAGUGUUAUGUACGAUCCAGGAUGAACUGUCAGCAUCUACACGAGGUAGCUCUGCUAGGAUAUAGUGUUAUGUACGAUCCAGGAUGAACUGUCAGCAUCUACACGAGGUAGCUCUGCUAGGAUAUAGUGUUAUGUACGAUCCAGGAUGAACUGUCAGCAUCUACACGAGGUAGCUCUGCUAGGAUAUAGUGUUAUGUACGAUCCAGGAUGAACUGUCAGCAUCUACACGAGGUAGCUCUGCUAGGAUAUAGUGUUAUGUACGAUCCAGGAUGAACUGUCAGCAUCUACACGAGGUAGCUCUGCUAGGAUAUAGUGUUAUGUACGAUCCAGGAUGAACUGUCAGCAUCUACACGAGGUAGCUCUGCUAGGAUAUAGUGUUAUGUACGAUCCAGGAUGAACUGUCAGCAUCUACACGAGGUAGCUCUGCCAGGAUAUAGUGUUAUGUACGAUCCAGGAUGAACUGUCAACAUCUACAAACAGUGGAUCAGAAACCCUUUCCAAAUGACAACUCAGAUUGGAUCCAGUUUUACAUGGCAGUUCAAGUCUAAUGCAUGAACAUACUGCUGACAACAUGGCUUGUCUCUCAGUGGUUGGAGGUGCUCCUCUGAGAUCUGGAGAUGGGGCCCCUGUGCUCUCAUAGGCCGCUCUAAGGGGUUGCUGGGAGGGCGAACGGGCCACGGCGUUCCGGUGUUCUAGGAAAAGGACAGUGCACACAGCUGUGCUCAGGGGAUAAAUGCAAAACAAACAUGCCUCGCACAUGCUUCCCCUCAGCUGUCAUGGCUCCAUUUUCAAAGAAGCCCCCACACUGCACUAGGGCUCUCCCUCUCGCUCCUCUGGCCGAAUGCCUGCCCCUCCAGCACUACGGCCAUACACAGCCAGGCUGUAGCCUUUUUAAUUAACACUGGGACAUCUGUGGACAGGGAUUCUUUCUGGGAUUGUGUGACAGAACAGACAGAGCCGCCAGUGGCCCUGUGCUUCAGGUUGGCCUAUAGCUGUCUCUGACUACGGCUUGUAGGGUUUAUAGUGCUGGGUUGGGUGCUUCUCAGAGCUCAAACACACAUGAAGCUCAGGUCGACAUAGUUGAUUUGUUUACCGUUUUCGUCAUGUUUUUGGAAACAUUUUAAUUUCUUUAUUUAUAGACAUGUUCUGUUAUCUGCAGUUCUCUAUUGAUUGAAAAGGACAAAAUCGAAAGCUCAGUGUUAAAGACUGCAGAAACGUACAAGCCCAUAUGAAGCCUUCUUGGAUGAAUCACAGGUUAUUAUGUAAAUGUUCACUUUUUCAUCUACCCUAAUCGAGGCACAGCUUGCCUUAGGGCCUUAACUGAUCAGAUAUGCAGAAUUUAAGUUGUUGCAAAACAGCUUGUAUAUCAGCUCAUCCUGUUGUAGCCUGCAGGGGUCCCAGUCUGUGCCUCGGUGAUGUCACCUUUCACACGACCCCUAUCAUUUUUAAUACUACUGAAGCAGGGCAAUAAAAAUAAGUAAAUACUUAUAAUAUAAAAGUGUGUGUUGUGUGUGCAUGUAAAACAUUUUUGUAUGUAAAUUGGACUGAUUUACAGUAAUUUACAAUGACCCUUGAAAUGUUACUAAUUUGAUGCAAAGUUUUGCGUUAUCUUUGUGAGAUACUUGUGGGUUGGUUUUUGAGUGAUCCUUCUGAAGGGGGUGGGUGUUCUUGGUUUGUUGAGUUUCCAAGUAUUUUGAAAGGUUUUUGUGGCUUUAAGCUAUAUUGUACGGCUUUUUAAUAACGAUGGUAUACUUUUACUUGUGUUCAUGUUCUCAUAUAUAUUUUGUGUGAGUUACUAUAGUACAGUAAGUUAUUGCACUUACAUAAUAUUUUAGAAAAUUGUUUUACAAGCAUUGAGAGCAUAACGGUUGUGCAUCACAUACUUAUUUUUUAAAACAGCAUCAACUACAAUUUUUAUGGAUAAUUGAAGUGCAGCUUCAAUUGUCACGAAUGAUUUCAUAUAGUUCCCGCCAAUUCUUUAAAGGUCCAGUGCAAGUCCAAAACGUGAUUUCCCUGGUUUUACAUAGAUUUCCUGAUGAGGUUGGAAUAAUACUGUAAAGUAGUGUAAAUGAUAAUUGCCUUUUAAUGUUAAUGUCAGUUUGAAAAGACUGCCUGAAAUUUCAGCCUGUUUUGGUGGGAUGGAGUUUUGGCCUGCCUGGUAUAAAAUGAGUUAGACCAUUAAGAAAGAGAGCUCUAGCCCGCUCUGCCAAUUUCAGCUGAUGUUUAGUUCUCUCCAUUCAGACCACUCCCAGACAGUCUGGCAAAAUUCUUGCUUGAGAAGGUGCUCUUUGCUAAGAAGUUGUUUCUUUUUGACCAUUUAUAUUGAAAUCAUAUUAAGAAACUUCAUUGUUACCCUGAAAUUAUUUGACAUUGCGAUUAAAGAGGUUGCAUUGGACCUUUAAACAAACAAUAAAACACAUUUAGUCAAAGAGGUCAGAGCUAAAUAUUUCACCAUUUUUCUAUACUGUUGUGGGAAUGAUGCUACUGCAGAACGAUUCCUAUUCUCACGGAAACGUCCUACAUUUAAAGACUGGGGAUGUUUUUAGGAUGGCAAGACUCUCAGAGGAGUCAUUAAGAGUAGCAGUUUUUACAAUAUCCUCAGCAAUGGGUAACAUCUGACCAUAAUAACAUGUGUGGAGAUUUUGGGGAUUCUGGUGUUGUUCUGUUUAUACUGAUGUCUAUAUAAUUAGGAUGGAGGGGUGGGAGGGCCAUCAAUAAAAAUCUAGAGGGUUCCAAAAAAAAGAAGCACGUCCAUCUUCUUGCAUUACAUAUUUACCUCAUGUUUCAUGACUGCAUCAGUUGCAGUGACAGCCUAAAAUCCCUCUGCAUUUCAGACUUGAGGGCUGAAAUGAGAUCGCACAACCCCCAAGAAUGUCACGCUAAUUGAAGUCGACAAAAAUACUAACAGCGUUCUUUUGAACUGCUGACAUUGUACAGGGUGGAUUAGGGAGCGUAUAUUAACAGGUGACAGGCGAGGCUGAACAGUGGUGCUGCACACGGCCUGGCUGUCACAACAGCCCUGGUCAGACUUGGGCUUUCACCAAAUCAGAAUGGAGGACGGAGAGCGUGACAGACACAGAGGCCUGCUACUGCUGCCUGUGUAUGAGAAAACCACUCCAUUAAACAUGCAUAUAUAGUCUCCCACGUCUAGAACACUUCCGAUGACAACUUUUUUCAAGCACUAAUCAACUUCCCCUGUUCUCCAGUAGCUGAAUUUCCUCUUCACUUUAGUUUGCACAAUUCAUGCACCUUAGUUGGAGUGAGGCAGCACCAUUGUUCCUUUCUCUAAUCACAGGCAAAUAAAAUGGCCAUGAAAAACA